Pyricularia grisea is the source of this 2598-nucleotide messenger RNA. RefSeq lists its product as uncharacterized. The record is from RefSeq and is a predicted model, not a curated record. The transcript has 2 exons. Lineage: Eukaryota; Fungi; Ascomycota; Sordariomycetes; Magnaporthales; Pyriculariaceae. The coding region runs from base 1 to 2598 and encodes 865 amino acids.
AUGCUUCGCGUGGUCCCUGGAACUUGUAUUAUCUAUUCAUACGAGGCGAUGACAGACGAUAUAGAUCUCCCAAUCGCGCUGCGGCGGACGCGUCGAAGCAGUUCCGGAAAUUUUACAGGCACCGCAUCAUCAUGUACAGUUCAGAUUAAUAUUCAAGCCUCACCAAAAUCAACAAAGCAGUCAUGCACUUCCUCAUCAGAUGUUGCCUCAACACCCAGAAAAAAAGGCCGUCGCCCUCGAAAACAAGUCAGGUUCUCGGACCCAGGCCCAAUUUUGGACCAACUGCAAAAUGAGGACCAUUUAUCUUCCACAGGUCUAACCCCCAUGGUCAAGAAGACUUCUCUUACUCCCGUUGCAUCUUCUCGAAGGCGCCACUCUACCCCAGCAAAAUCAUCAUCUUCGGUGUCAAGAAACGGCUUAGACUUGUACAUCAACCAUGACAGUCCAGCAUCCCCUUUUAGUGGAGAUGUAAAGCUACUGCCUCUACGACAGGUCCUAGAUGGCCGUGUCAAACGUAGGCUUCGUCGCAAUGGACUCAGUGAGGAGAUGAACUCUAUUCAUGCAGAGAAGAGGAAGAAGGCGACUGAGACCAAGGCGGAGCUUCAACGUCUGAGAGAUGAUCUAUCGGCCAAGGAUGCAGAAAUAAGUCAGCUGCGAGCAACACAGCAACAACAGCAUCAGGAUGCAUGGCGUCAAAAUCUACCAAUACAAGAGGAAUUUGAUCCUGACCAGACCAUAGAUACCAUGGUCGGCGACACUGAGCGCAUAUUCGACCUGGAAAGAGAAGUGGCCAGUCUUCGACAGCAACUUCACGACCGAACCGAGACUACCAUCGAGAACACGCGCAGUUACGAAUGGACGUUAGCAGCUAGGGACCCAUUUGCCUUGGGCGAGUAUUCAAUGAUGGAUAUUGAUGACGAAGACGACGAAGACGAGCAGUUUGGUGAUGCCACUAUGGCAGAGCUCCAAUGCAGCACUCCAUCCCGGAGGGCGGGCUCCAGAAAGACUGCCAACGAGACCGCUGCCGCGUCUUUCCCAUCACCACCAGCAACCAGUCCUCUGGCCAGGGGACUGCAGACUCCGAGCUCUCUUCGUUUCUGUUCGAUUCCAGAAUCACACUUCGGCGUACAGACCUCACUGCCUGAUCCAGAAAAGCAGCAGUUGGAAGAAGAACUAGCAUCGCUUCAGGUGGAAGUGUCAAAGCUCACUGCAGCGCUGAAGUCUUACCAAUCGUUGGCAGUCCGAGUAUCCGACCGUAUGUCACUGGUGAAUGUCAGCACCACCACUGUGACCGCGCCAGAAGCCAUCACAGACGCUUCACCAGAGCCUGCCAUCGAAGCGCGACUUGCGGACCUGCUCACUACCGUUUCCGACCGCACAGCCGCGCUCAACUCUCUGUCCACCUCCAUCACGGACCUCGGAUUUCCCGGCUCGGACGCAGGCGAGAUGUUGAUUUCCAUGGCCAGCGCCUUCCGCACCGCCCGCCUCGAGCUAGAGUACCUCACCCCAGGCGAGAUAACCCUCCCACUCAGCUCGGCGGGCGCUGCAGUUCUCGACCUGCUGCUGGCUCGGCUGCGUGAUCUCUCCAAGCGCGCCCGCGAAGACGAAGCAACCAUAGACGAGUACCACGCCCAGGAGCUUUCCCUGCGGCAGCAAUUGUCUGCCAGGGUCGACGUCUCCGGUGAGCUUGCCGCAGAGGUUCAGAAUCUGAAGAAGCAGCUGGAGGACCGUGAUUGCAAGGUCGAGGAGCUCCAGGUCGGCCUUGACAGGGUCAAGGGAGCAGCUGCGAGUUACACGCGCGAUAUUGCAGAACUUGAGAAGUUGGCAGAACGAGUAGAGGCUCAACGCAUAGCUGCGCUUGACGAGUGUGAGCUGCUCAGGGGCGCCGCCACAGCUAAAGAUGCCGAGGUCGACGAGGCUCGCCGGGCUCACGACGCCGCCAUUGUUGAGCUCGAAACAAAACUCGCCACGCUGCUAGCCGAAGCGGGUGAUCUGCGUGUCCGGCUCGCCAAUACAGAGGCAGAUGCCGCUGGAGCACAGAUAAGAUAUGUCGACCAAACCAGGAAGCUGAACAUUGCCCACGGAAGGCAGCUGGCUCUUCGUGAUGCCCGUGUGGCUGAGCUCCGGAUCGAGGUCGACCGUGUGAACGGCGCUCUUCGGGCAGCCCACGGUACUGUCUGUCAACUCAGGGUCGAGAAGAGCAAACUCGAAGGGCGCGUGGAGUAUGAGAAGACUGCUGCCAAAAAGACCGUCGAUGCCAUGAAAGAGGAGCUUGAGCGUGUUGUCCAGAUGAGUCGGGAGUUUUUGGCUUCGACUCCCAAGGAUAAAAAAUCCGAAUCAUCGUCUUCAAGCAGAUCAUCCAGGUAUUCCCGCACCCCUUCAGCCCGCAAAAGCCAACAAUUUGACGGUAUGGCUACGACGGUGGUUCGACCUGGUGGUCUAUUUGAUGCAGCCAAGACGCGGAGGCGCAGCAGUAUGAGCGAGGGCGAGGAUCCCGGUGUAGCCGUUUCCCCAGAAGCUGGAUCUGCCAAAGGAAAGAAACGCCGCCGAUAUGACAGUGGCCUGGGCUUUCUAGAUGAGGAGGAUGUGGACUUUUGA